AGUAUCCCUUACCAUGCCCCAUUGCACUCUACCAUCGCGAAAAUCAAAAUUGGUUUGGCGGUGUCAAAGAAGCAAAGCUGAGUGUGUCGGCGUAGACAUAUGGCGGCUUUGGGAGCACUGUGGAGCACCAGCACAAGCCCCCCAGCUCCACAAGAAGGACAUCCAAUUCAGCCAGUUCCCUAUCGUUUGUGCCUCGGAUUACAUGACGUUUUCAUCGCUUUAUUUUUAGUGAUGAUGAUAUUGCUGACGGUUUUCGGUAACAUUUUGGUGGUCCUUUCCGUCGUCGUCUACAAGCGGAUGCGAACAUUUACAAAUAUACUGUUGACCUCUCUAGCCACCGCAGAUCUUCUGGUGGGACUGUUGGUUAUGCCGAUGUCACUUCUAGAUUUGCUCCAUAAUCAUCGAUGGCCUUUAGGAAAAUUUUUAUGCGGAUUAUGGGCGACAUCAGAUGUUCUUCUCUGUACUGCUAGUAUAUUAAAUCUAUGCGUGAUCAGUUUGGAUCGGUAUAUGGCCAUUACCUCACCGCUUAAAUAUCCUCGCACAAGGUCACGGAAAAUGGCUGCAUGCCUUUUAUCAUCAGUGUGGAUUCUUUCAUUGAUAGUAUGCAGUCCUCCUUGGUUUGUGCCAGGAUGGGGAUUAUUUGUCGAUCACCAACAGCCACAGGUUGUGACUAAUAACAAAACCACUUUAAUCCUUCACGACGACAGUUUUAUGUGCGGUUAUUCUCCCUCAGUGCCGUAUAGAAUAUAUAGCGCUCUUGGAAGUUUUUACAUUCCGUUACUGGUAAUGCUAUCCGUUUACUUCAAAAUCUUUCGGGUUGCGUCAGAGAGGGAGGCGUUGAUGCAACAGUCCGUUGGAACAUGUAGGCUUAGCAAUCGUAUCAUGAAAAAUCAACAUAACCGGAACAAUCUCAGGACAUCUAGCGCUCCAAACCCUCGUUCAAAAGUACAAGUAAACAAUUCUGGCAGGAUAAACUACUCCGUGCGACCUAUGGAAUACGCGAGGCGGCACGAGCCAGCAAAUAGGCAAGAGUCGCGAUCGACAGAGUGUGAUGAAUCUCCCCAGAACAGCAUUGAGAUGUCCACGGCUUUGUUGACAUUGACAACACCGAACGGUUCGGAAAAGGAGAAAAAAGAUCAUCGCAAUUCUAUGGAAAGAGAGUGUUUUUCAAUGGCUGAUCUUGCUAACGGCGAUCAACAUGCACCGAAACGGAAAAGCACCGAGGUGAACUCGGAAGUUCCGGCGAUGACUCGCCGAGCUCAGGCUGUGCACGCUCGCCUACAGCCGAAUAAUUUACUUGCAAAGGCUUACGAACAUUACCAAAUCAAUGGACCUGGAAAAGCUGUUCGAGGCUCAAAAGAAAAAAUGGUGUACUUGAGAGAACGAAAAGCCCUGAAGACUAUUGGCAUCGUUGUUUUGGGUUUUAUUAUUUGUUGGAUGCCAUUCUUCGUUAUGUAUCUCAUAGAAGUUUUCGCUACGUCGCUGAGUACCUCACGAGCUUUCAAGCUAAUCAACGAAUUCUUCUUGUGGUUAGGGUAUUCAAAUUCGGUGCUAAAUCCUAUUAUCUACACAAUGUACAAUGGCGACUUUCGACGAUGUUUUCGUGAUCUGCUAUCAUUCGGGUGUGUACAACAUCACAGGAGAACAAUGAGCGUUAAGAAACUACAUCAACAAAGCACAAUAUUCUAAUGUUUGGUAAUGAAAGAAGUUCUUUACAUAUACUUUUAUUAGAAGAACCAUUCCAGUUUAUACACAUCAUGAUUCUGGGCUUUGUAAGAUCUCCUGCCUUUGUUCAGUAUUACAAUUAUCGAAUUUUGGUAAAAAGUGUCAUUCUAGUUAAUGAUUGUACAUAAGAGAUGUAAAUAAAGUCGAUU
Messenger RNA from Cylicocyclus nassatus, 1874 nucleotides. The record is from the annotation of a GenBank genome assembly. Lineage: Eukaryota; Metazoa; Nematoda; Chromadorea; Rhabditida; Strongylidae.